Molecule: messenger RNA, 543 nt
Organism: Striga asiatica
Lineage: Eukaryota; Viridiplantae; Streptophyta; Magnoliopsida; Lamiales; Orobanchaceae
Source: the annotation of a GenBank genome assembly
AUGAUGGAUGAAGAAGCUAACCAUGUUCCAUCACAAGAGGAGGAGGAAGACAAAGAAGAAGAAGAAGAAAAAUAUUACGACACGCAAGAAUCGUUUGAAGAUGACGAUAAUAUCCUCCGCGACGGCAAUCACACGUUUCGUACAAUGCACGAGAUUGGAACCACUCGUCUUUCACUGGGAACUACGCCCGUCUACAAAGCCUCCCACUUCGACGACCACGGCUGCCCUCUCGGCUUCGUGACGAGCAGGCGGGAGCUUGAUAGGAUGGUCCGGGAGAUUAGCGCGGAGCGGAGGCUCCCGAGGAGGUCGGAUGAGAUGAUCAACGUUUCCGGGCACAGCUGGAAGAGGAUCAUCAGGAGUGGCGAUUAUCCCAAGUACAGUAAGGCGUACUCGAGAGGGUUCGAGUGCAUGGUGGCCGGCUGUCUGCAGAGGAAUCCGAGCAAGAGGCCCAGCGUAAUUGAGCUUCUACGGUGUGGGGUGUUUGAUAUUUUAGACAAGAGCAGCGCGAAUAGGCAUCAAGCAUUCGACUUGUUGAGGAACUAA